AUGCUGCAUGGGAACAAGCACACGCAGUUCGAUUGGUGCAAUGUAGAUUGGACGGCUGCUGCCGUGUGGAAAUUGAGCAUGCUGGAAUUUGGGGAACUGUGUGCGACGACUCCUUCACCAACACCAAUGCUCAAGUGGUCUGUCGACAAGUUGGGGACUAUUUGGAUGGAUGAGGUAAGAUGCAAUGGAAACGAACCAGGGUUGUCAGCAUGCAGUUUCAAUGGCUGGGCCCACCACGACUGCUCGCACGGAGAGGACGUGGGCGUGUGCUGUCAUCAAUGUCCACCUGGAAUCCGUCCAAAUCCACAACCAGAUGGCAUAAGGCUCGUUGCUUGCAGAGGCGACGGGUGCUGCCGAGUAGAGGUGGAGCACGAUGGGACGUGGGGUACGGUGUGCGACGACUCCUUCUCAGACGCCGACGCUCAAGUCGUGUGCCGACAAGUCGGAUGCCCGACGGGAGGAGCAAGGCAGAUACAGGCUUUCGGAGGAGGGAGCGGGCCAAUCUGGAUGGACCAGGUGAGCUGCAGCGGAAGCGAACCAGGGCUAUCUAUGUGCAACUUCGACGGCUGGGCCCACCACGACUGCUCGCACGGAGAGGACGUGGGCGUGUGCUGUCAAGGCGGCUGCACGUCGGGAGGCGGGUCAGGAGGCGGGUCAGGAGGCGUCGCGACUCCGGGUCUCCGGCUCGUUGCUUGCAGAGGCGACGGGUGCUGCCGAGUAGAGGUGGAGCACGAUGGGACGUGGGGUACGGUGUGCGACGACUCCUUCUCAGACGCCGACGCUCAAGUCGUGUGCCGACACGUCGGAUGCCCGACGGGAGGAGCAAGGCAGAUACAGGCUUUCGGAGGAGGGAGCGGGCCAAUCUGGAUGGACCAGGUGAGCUGCAGCGGAAGCGAGGCCAGCCUGCCGACAUGUCACUUCGACGGCUGGGCCCACCACGACUGCUCGCACGGAGAGGACGUGGGCGUGUGCUGUCAAGGCGGCUGCACGUCGGGAGGCGGGUCAGGAGGCGGGUCAGGAGGCGUCGCGACUCCGGGUCUCCGGCUCGUUGCUUGCAGAGGCGACGGGUGCUGCCGAGUAGAGGUGGAGCACGAUGGGACGUGGGGUACGGUGUGCGACGACUCCUUCUCAGACGCCGACGCUCAAGUCGUGUGCCGACACGUCGGAUGCCCGACGGGAGGAGCAAGGCAGAUACAGGCUUUCGGAGGAGGGAGCGGGCCAAUCUGGAUGGACCAGGUGAGCUGCAGCGGAAGCGAGGCCAGCCUGCCGACAUGUCACUUCGACGGCUGGGCCCACCACGACUGCUCGCACGGAGAGGACGUGGGCGUGUGCUGUCAAGGCGGCUGCACGUCGGGAGGCGGGUCAGGAGGCGGGUCAGGAGGCGUCGCGACUCCGGGUCUCCGGCUCGUUGCUUGCAGAGGCGACGGGUGCUGCCGAGUAGAGGUGGAGCACGAUGGGACGUGGGGUACGGUGUGCGACGACUCCUUCUCAGACGCCGACGCUCAAGUCGUGUGCCGACACGUCGGAUGCCCGACGGGAGGAGCAAGGCAGAUACAGGCUUUCGGAGGAGGGAGCGGGCCAAUCUGGAUGGACCAGGUGAGCUGCAGCGGAAGCGAGGCCAGCCUGCCGACAUGUCACUUCGACGGCUGGGCCCACCACGACUGCUCGCACGGAGAGGACGUGGGCGUGUGCUGUCAAGGCGGCUGCACGUCGGGAGGCGGGUCAGGAGGCGUCGCGACUCCGGGUCUUCGGCUCGUUGCUUGCAGAGGCGACGGGUGCUGCCGAGUAGAGGUGGAGCACGAUGGGACGUGGGGUACGGUGUGCGACGACUCCUUCUCAGACGCCGACGCUCAAGUCGUGUGCCGACACGUCGGAUGCCCGACGGGAGGAGCAAGGCAGAUACAGGCUUUCGGAGGAGGGAGCGGGCCAAUCUGGAUGGACCAGGUGAGCUGCAGCGGAAGCGAGGCCAGCCUGCCGACAUGUCACUUCGACGGCUGGGCCCACCACGACUGCUCGCACGGAGAGGACGUGGGCGUGUGCUGUCAAGGCGGCUGUUCUGGGUUAGAAAGCGUUGGUCAACCUGCUGUUCUUCAUUCAAAGAUUGUCAGUUUGCUCCACAAGUAA
Messenger RNA from Guillardia theta CCMP2712, 2124 nucleotides. RefSeq lists its product as hypothetical. The transcript has 4 exons. Bases 1 to 2124 code for a protein of 707 amino acids. The record is from RefSeq and is a predicted model, not a curated record. Gene Ontology annotation, cellular component: membrane. Lineage: Eukaryota; Cryptophyceae; Pyrenomonadales; Geminigeraceae.